GGGCCGCCGCCUUUCACUAACUCUGCAGGGCCCUGCAAGGGGUGAGACCAGACCCAAGGCCGUCUUUCUGAAGAUCACAGCUCAGCAUGCUCUCCCCGACUCCAGACCCAGGCUUAGCGCCCCCAGGGCUUUCCCGCUGUGCGUCUCACAUUGGGCAGUGCAGCCAACGGACCAAGCCUCCGGCUCUGCCGCCCACUCCACACACACAUCCGCAUCGACCUGCUUCCCAGGGCCUUCCAGGACUGAGCACCCACUUGUCAAAGGGAGCGCUUGACUACCUGGAACCCGAUGAAGGGACCGUGUAGUUGUCCAGCAAACACAUCGUGAGCACCUGCGCUGGCCCGUAGAGGACAGAGCGGUGUCUGCUUGGGUGUGUUCCUGCCCUGUGGGCCGAGGGCGCAGUGACAGAGACAGCUGCCCGCGACGGAGCUCACGCGUGAGGAGAUUUCCAAGCACAAGGGGCCCCCGGUGUUCACUCAGGAGGAGAGAUACAAGAUGGUACGAGCCAUCAAGUGGGUGGACGAGGUGGUGCCAGCCGCUCCCUACGUCACCACGCUGGAGACGCUGGACGAGUACAGCUGCGACUUCUGUGUCCACGGCGAUGACAUCACACUGACCGUAGACGGCAGGGACACCUACGAGGAAGUGAAGCAGGCUGGGAGGUACAGAGAGUGCAGGCGCACCCAGGGUGUGUCCACCACAGACCUCGUCGGCCGUAUGUUGCUGGUGACCAAGGCGCAUCACAGCUGUGAGGAGAUGUCCUCCGAGUACCGGGAAUACGCAGACAGCUUUGGCAAGUGCCCGGGGGGACGGAACCCCUGGACGGGGGUGUCACAGUUCCUGCAGACGUCCCAGAAGAUCAUUCAGUUUGCUUCUGGGAAAGAACCCCAGCCAGGGGAGACGGUCAUCUACGUGGCUGGCGCCUUUGACCUGUUCCACAUCGGCCACGUGGACUUCCUGGAGAAGGUGCACGGCCUGGCAGAGAGGCCCUACGUCAUCGCUGGCCUGCACUUUGACCAGGAGGUCAACCACUACAAGGGGAAGAACUACCCCAUCAUGAACCUGCACGAGCGGACCCUAAGCGUGCUGGCCUGCCGGUACGUGUCGGAAGUGGUGAUCGGGGCCCCAUAUUCGGUCACAGCGGAGCUCCUGGACCACUUUAAGGUGGACCUGGUGUGUCACGGGAAGACGGAGAUCGUGCCCGACAAGGACGGCUCAGACCCUUACCAGGAGCCCAAGAGAAGGGGCAUCUUCUGUCAGAUCGACAGCGGGAACGACCUUACCACGGACCUCAUCGUCCAGCGCAUCAUCAAGAACAGGCUAGAGUACGAGGCCCGGAACCAGAAGAAGGAGGCCAAGGAGUUGGCUUUCCUGGAGGCCAGGCGUCGGCAGGAGGUGCCUCCCGAGAGGGAGAGUGAUUGUGACUUCUGACCAGAGGAAGGUCACCGGAGCGCCCGGGUGCCGGCCCGCCCCCUGCUCUGCCCCCUGCGCCUUGAGGGCUUGGCUCUCGCGGUUUUAACAAAGCCUCCAGUGUUCCCUCUGACUGGCCCCGUGUCUCGGAAGGGCCAGAGUGGAGGACGCUGCCUCCCACCCCUCCGGCCAGGUGCCCUUCCCGCUGAGCCGCACAGAGAGGGCCUGCAGCACGGUGGGGCGGCCCAGCGAACAGGGUGAGCAGAGGGCACCUGCGGCUGGAGGGGCGCUGCCCUGUGUGCCGGUGGAGGCCCGGCUCAGCUCUCCCUGCCCCCGAAGCUCCGCAGACCCCGGACGGCCCUGCUGCCCAGCUCGAGGCGGUGCCCGUUCCGCCCUUUGGAUCAUUGAAGCCAGCUUCAGGGGAGCAGAGAGCCAAGGGGGGCACCCCCUUUCCGUCUCAGGGCGCAGACCGUGCCAUCUCCUGCGUGGAUACCACGUCCCUGGUGCGCUGGGCCUGGCUGUUGGGUGCUGUGCCCCCCGCUUCCCUGGCCGGCCUCGCUGCUCCCCCACAGACUGGUCUUGAUUUUGUACCUGACUGGCUGGCGCACAACCCAAUAAACCUGGUGGGAGGU
This is a messenger RNA of Leopardus geoffroyi (Geoffroy's cat), 2042 nucleotides long. RefSeq names its product phosphate cytidylyltransferase 2, ethanolamine (gene PCYT2). The coding region runs from base 496 to 1431 and encodes 311 amino acids. The record is from RefSeq and is a predicted model, not a curated record. Lineage: Eukaryota; Metazoa; Chordata; Mammalia; Carnivora; Felidae. The transcript is spliced from 12 exons. Gene Ontology annotation, biological process: phosphatidylethanolamine biosynthetic process. Gene Ontology annotation, molecular function: ethanolamine-phosphate cytidylyltransferase activity. Gene Ontology annotation, cellular component: cytoplasm.